AUGUUCGGCAUCAAACUUGAGGCUAGGGUUGACCCAUUUAGCCCCUACAACCUCGAACGAGUGACAACGCCCAUGUACCGUGCUCCGGAAAUGCUCGACCUUUAUCAGAAUUAUCCCAUUAACGAAGCUGGCGAUGUUUGGGUAUGUCUUCAACUUUUAGACCUUUUCGUCUUGGUCUUGCCUCCCUCUCAUCCCCCUUCCUCCACCCUCAUUACUUGGUAUUUUUUGCUCUUAUUGUUAUUACAUGAAACACCCUUACAGCAUGUCAAGUCGUGCCAAUGCUGGACACGCGACUCAGAGUCACCCAGGAUUUUAAAUUGUCCUUUGGUCUCCAGUCAGUGCUCGACUGUCUACUUGUCCUCUCUAUUUUGCUGUGCUCAAUCACUUGAUGGCUGA
Messenger RNA from Dibothriocephalus latus, 396 nucleotides. The record is from the annotation of a GenBank genome assembly. Lineage: Eukaryota; Metazoa; Platyhelminthes; Cestoda; Diphyllobothriidea; Diphyllobothriidae.